Spirodela intermedia is the source of this 1253-nucleotide messenger RNA. The record is from the annotation of a GenBank genome assembly. NCBI's taxonomy places the organism in Eukaryota, Viridiplantae, Streptophyta, Magnoliopsida, Alismatales, Araceae.
AUGAACUUAGGCAUCUAUGGCGAACCAGGCUACCUCUCCCUUCACGCCAGACUCCAUAGCUUGCUGGGAGAAGUUGCAGUCGGCGGCGGAGAUAAUGCCACGGCGGAGGCCGGUGGGGAUGACUCGGCCAGGGAGGACAACCUACAGGGAAAGCGGGAUCUCUCCGGCUUCUUCUCCCCCUGCCUCCAGAUAAUCCAUGGCGAGGCGGCGCCGGACGCCGGCGUCUACUGCAGCGGCCUGCCGCUGUUUCUGGCGGCGAAUUGCCAGGAACGGCAGGCGGUGGCGGCGUUCGAUCUGCCUCCGGUACAGAUGGAUCUCGGCAACCAGCAAGAGUACGGCCUGUUCCCUUGCUCGGCAGCGGCUCUCAGCGGAGGCUACAUCGGCCACUCGUCGAGUCCUCUGCUAGGGUUCUGGCCGGAGAUGGAGAUGGAGAUGGAGAUGGCGAUCGAGAAGAGGAGGGGAGACACCAAGGGCAACAACACGACGGAGAAGCAGAGGAGAGGGAAGAUGUCUGAGAAGUUCAGUCUUCUCCGUUCUCUGAUCCCUCACCCAAGGAAGGUGAGCCGCCAUCUCUCUCUCUCUCUCUCUCUCUCUCUCUCUCUCUCUCUCUCUCUCUCUCUCUCGCUCGCUCGCUCGCUCUACUGAAUCACCGAGUCGGGUUCUUCGGCAGCACGACAGGGCGUCGAUCGUGGCGGAGGCGACGGAGUACAUCAAGGAACUCCUGAGGACGGUCGAGGAACUGCAAACCUUGCUGGCGGCGAGGCGGCGGAGGGUGGAGGAAUGGAGGAAUCCCACGGCGGCGCGCGGUGGCGGCGGCCACCCCCCCCCGCGGUGCUCGUGGGUGCAGAGGCGGCUGCGGGGGAUUUCCGUCGACGUCCGCAUCGUCGAGGACGAGGUGGUCGUUAGGCUGCUCCGCCGCGGUGGGACCCACUGCCUCCUCCUCCUCAGCCGGGCCCUCCUUGACCUCCAGCUCGACCUCCUCCACCUCGCCGCCGGCAACAUCGGCGACUCCCACGUCAUCGUUAUCAACUGCAAGGUCUUCUCCUUUCCCUCUCUCUCUCUCUCUCUCUCUCUCUCUCUCUCUCUCUCUCCUCCUCUCUGUGUUCCUUCUACUGAUGCUCUCUUUCUCUCCUUUUUUCCUCUCUUUCUCUCUCUACGGACAGAUAGAGGAGAGUUCUUCAGUGUACGGAAGCGCCAUAGCCAAGAAGCUCGUUGAGGCGCUGGAAGGAACGGCCCCUGUAGCUCCCUUCUAG